AUGCUAAAAGCAAUCGUUUGGGAAAAUUUUGUCCAUUUUAAAGAUAAAAAUGUUAUUUCCUUUAACACUUGUCUUAAUGAAACAACUCCUCAAGGUGCAGGAUCGAAAACAGGCACCGAAAGCAAAGACACUGAUGCCAUGAUUUUCAAUGAUCUUAAUAUCUUCGUUGGGGCAAAUUUUUGUGGAAAAAGUACAGUGUUAGAGUUAAUAAGAAGAUGCAUGACGGAUGAAAUAAAUGUGUCCGAAACAAAACCAUUUAAUGCAAAGGAGGUUGCAUAUGCAUUUUGCCAAUUUAAUUUGGAUUCGUACGGCUUUGUUAUCUCUGGAAUAAUCAAAGAGUCAUGCAAUGGUGCUGAGUAUAAAGUUUUCAUUUACAAAGACCGAAAUGGAACGUUUUUGCGUUCAAAGGCGUCAGACAACAGUUUUACUUUCAAUGGUUUGGUUCAUGCAGCUCAAGAUAAGAUUGAAAUCAAUGCACUUCUAAAUACGCCAGCUAAUGCUAACAUACCAAAUCUUCUUCGAUUGAUUAAAGAAAAUAAGCAAAGAAACAGAAUUGUUGGUUGGGCUUGUCGUCUUUUUACUGCCAUUAAAAGUAGAAUAUUGACCAAAAACAACGGACCAAGCUGGAAAACUAUCGAGGAAAAAUAUAUCGCUACAUUUCCUUUAAGGGGCAUUGGAAGUGUACAAUGGACCAAAAGUAGGAAACUCGGAAAAAAGCAUAAGGCAAGCAACUACAAAAUCGCAUGUGAACGAGCAGAAGUAAUAUCAACACUUUUGUCGGAGAAGCACAAGCAUCACAUUGAUGAAGAAAACGAGAAACAGAUUUUUAGAUACAUUACAUAUCCAGAGGUAUUCACAUUUAAAGAAGAUAAAGGGGUAAUUGUUGUUCAACAUGACAGCGGUUCAGAUGUUCCUUUGUUGAAGAUAUCAGAAGGAAUAAUAGAAGCCAAAGUAACAUCUUUGCUACUUGCACACAAAGACAUUCAAACGCUUUGCCUAGAAGAACCUGAUCGAGGAAUGCACCCUCAAAUGAUUGAGAGGUUAAAGAAAGAACUGUACAAAGCAGCAUGUAGCAAGACAAUAAUUGUUGUAACACAUAGUCCCUAUUUGAUUGACACCAUUACCGUAAACAAAACACAUGUUUUCGUUCGUGAGCUUGACGAAACAACCGAUUCCUACGUUUGUUCCGUGAAAAAUGUUGGGGAAAAUAAAGACCUUAAACAAGUGUCCAACAUUGAAAUUCGGAGAACCUUAUUGUUUGCAACCAAAGUUUUAAUAGUUGAAGGACCAACUGACAGGGAAGUUGUGCAAGGUAUAUUUACCCAAAUCACACUGAACAUUCUUAAAGAUGUUAAAAAAAGAAACUAUUGGUCAGAAAAUGAUUUAAGUGCAUAUCAAAUUAUUUCCAUGAACGGCUGUGACAACACAGAAAGUAUACAAGCCUUUUGCGACUUCAUAAAUCUACCGUGGUUGUGUUUAUGGGAUCUUGACAAAGUUGUUGUUUAUGAUAAAAAAACACAAAUGAUUACAUCUUUUAACAGUAAAUUAGUGGAUGGAGAGGAUUUGAAAGAUCUAAACAAGGAUUACAGUAACAAAUCUGUUGAUACUUUUUAUGAAUCUAUUGAAGAUUUUAAAAAGAUAUCCCAAAGAAAUACAUUCAUUUGGAAAUACGGUACACUGGAAGAUGCGAUAUUAAAGUCUGCUGCUGGAAGUGAAGAAACUUUUUUUUCUCAAAGAUAUGAGUAG
Molecule: messenger RNA, 1746 nt
Organism: Magallana angulata
Lineage: Eukaryota; Metazoa; Mollusca; Bivalvia; Ostreida; Ostreidae
Exons: 1
Coding region: 1-1746 (581 amino acids)
Molecular function (GO): ATP hydrolysis activity; ATP binding
Source: RefSeq, a predicted model, not a curated record